Molecule: messenger RNA, 504 nt
Organism: Fusarium proliferatum ET1
Lineage: Eukaryota; Fungi; Ascomycota; Sordariomycetes; Hypocreales; Nectriaceae
Product: putative pectate lyase
Exons: 5
Coding region: 1-504 (167 amino acids)
Biological process (GO): pectin catabolic process
Cellular component (GO): extracellular region
Molecular function (GO): pectate lyase activity
Source: RefSeq, a predicted model, not a curated record
AUGUUCAUUCUCGAGGAUGGUGCUACUCUCCGCAAUGUUAUUAUUGGACCUGAUCAAACUGAGGGCCUUGACUAUGCCAUCACUCUAAAGCAAAAGUCCGGCACCUCCGCCAUCUGUGGAGGAGGUGCUUUUCACGCCGCCGAUAAGCUUGUGAGAUCUUGUGGUAACUGCAAGGAUAACUACGGUCCCCGGAAUGUUGUUACUGACAACGCUGCUGCUGUCAACGGCGGUGUUCUCUGCGGUAUCAAUACUAAUUAUGGCGACACUGGCACCAUCUCCAACGCUUGCCAGGACUCAGGCAAGAACUGCGACCUUUUCGAUAACUUCGACUACACACUGAAAGACUUCAACUGCUUGACUGCGUUCCCAUCUAGUCACCCGGUCUUCAGCAAUUUCAUGAAGGAUGUUCAGAUCAAUGAAGCACAAGAGGCAAUUGACCCUGUUGCCGAAGAUUCCUUCAAAUCUGCCACCAACAUCAAAAGCCGCGAACAAGUCCCUUCUUAG